AGGUGUUUGGGGUACAUCGGCCGGCUGUGGCGUUUGGGCCUGGGUUUUGCACGUUGUACUCUUAGUCUGGCCAUCGGUGGUGCACCGGUGGUACCUGUUUCGUACGCGCGCGUCUUUCAACGACAUGCCAAAUCGAGGCUGUGGUAUCCGUAUACUGCGUACCUACACAUACGUUGCUGCUGUGAGUGGCUUCGCGGUGAUGAUGCGGCCCUCGGCCAUCUCGCUCUCGCUUUUCCCGUGAUUGCGUCGGGACGAUGA
Colletotrichum costaricense is the source of this 258-nucleotide messenger RNA. RefSeq lists its product as uncharacterized. The record is from RefSeq and is a predicted model, not a curated record. The annotation marks the transcript as partial. NCBI's taxonomy places the organism in Eukaryota, Fungi, Ascomycota, Sordariomycetes, Glomerellales, Glomerellaceae. The transcript has a single exon.